AUGUCGAUUGAUUCAGUUCUCACCACCUCCUUCAUGGUGUUCGUAUCUGUUGUAGGAACCGCUGGAAAUUUAUCUGUCAUUGUCGCCAUUCUUUACAAGCGAAGGCUAAGAACUAUUCCCAAUUAUUUUAUCUUUGAUUUGGCUGUAUGUGACUUGCUGACAGUCUCCCUGGCUGUUCCUUUACGUCUUGUAGAAGUGUUUCAGCCGGGCCUCAUUCCUUGUGGUGUUGUCAUAGCAGUGAAUAUUCUCUUCGAUGGAUUAUCAAGGAUAAACAUCGUUUUUAUCUGCAUUGACAGACUUACAGCUGUGAAAUUUCCUUUCAAAUACAAUUUGUACAUGACAAACAGAGCUGUUGCUGUUUUUGUGGCAAGUGGAUGGACUAUCGUGACACUUUUUGCAAUUUUACCGAUUGUGGGCGUCGGCUUAGCUCCCGAAGAAGUCCUUCGCCACAAUCAUGGUUUAUGCUUCUUCUCAACAAAUUUAUCCACUUCGUAUUUGCUAACGUUUCUGAUCGGUUUCUGUUUGUUGCCGUUGAUAUUGGCUACAUCAAUCAACUGCUUUCUUCUCAAAGCCAGCCACAGGCAAUUGCGGGUCAUUCACGUACAACAAGUGCAGGUGGAAAAUAGUGUUAACACUUACUACCGUAAUGUCAGCGCAAUGUUAUUCAGCGGCAGAAAUCAACCGGCAAGUACAGGGCAGUACAACAGGACAUUCGCCCUUAAACAAAAGCGAGUUGCAAGGAUGGUCAUAAUUUUGGUGGGGUUUUUUAUAGUCCUUGUUCUGCCUAUCACAAUAAUUGAUCUUGUCGGAGCAUUUGGAGUAUCUAAAGUGCCGCCUGCAGUCACUAAAAUUGCCGUUUGUAUGAUAUACACAAACGCAAUGAUAAACGUUUUUGUUUACGCGGGCUUUAACGGAGAGUUUCAAAGAACUUUUGUUGAGAUGUUUCAAGCGGGUAAGGCAAAAUUCCGUGCUCUAGUAUCUCUCUAG
This is a messenger RNA of Pocillopora verrucosa, 987 nucleotides long. RefSeq names its product 5-hydroxytryptamine receptor 5B-like. Gene Ontology annotation, biological process: G protein-coupled receptor signaling pathway, coupled to cyclic nucleotide second messenger; chemical synaptic transmission. Gene Ontology annotation, molecular function: neurotransmitter receptor activity; G protein-coupled serotonin receptor activity. Lineage: Eukaryota; Metazoa; Cnidaria; Anthozoa; Scleractinia; Pocilloporidae. Gene Ontology annotation, cellular component: dendrite; plasma membrane. The record is from RefSeq and is a predicted model, not a curated record.